UUGUGUCCCGGAAACACUCAGCACUCGUGUAGACUUACAAUACAAACUAUUUAUUAAUCAUGCUUGUUAUUAAUCAUUAGUUUGUGCAGGUGUGAGACAGAUUUAUUCAGAUACAGUAAUGCUAAUGUAAGCAGGUCCGUCCUCUGAACCCGCUAAAACCUCUAAAACUGUACAAUUAGUUUAGUUAAUCAGCUUUUUUUAAAAAAAAAAAAAAAAAGGAAGAGAAACUUUUAUGUGGCUGCUGUCGGUUUUGUUCGAAAUGAGACGUCCUACCGCAUGGUUAGACCCCAGAAACGUUUUCGCUCGUACACUCGGGAGAAGCAGUUUGAGAAAAUAUUGGCAUCUGAAGAAAUAACUGAUUUUUCUUUGAGGAUGUCGCCCAUCAUCGCGUUUCAGCUGCUGCUCUUCUCUCAACUCAUGAUUCUCGGAGCUCUUGGGAAUGAAUGGAGUGUGACAUACAGCAAACUAAAUCUCUGUGCUUUAAAAGGAUCUACAGUGCUUAUGAACGUCACGUACACACACCCAACAGGUCUUAAAGUGAAGAACAGGUUUUGGUUAAUAAACCCAGUUAAGGAUAAAGAACCGACUGAUCUGCGUAAUGAACCAGGUUACUCGGGCAGAGUGGAGUAUUUAGGAGAUGAACAGAGACACUUCUCCCUCAGACUGAGUGACGUGAAGAAAUCAGAUGAACAGAAGUACUGGUUCAGAAUCACAACAAAGGUAGACAGAGAAAGAUACCAGGGUGAACCUGGAGUUAGACUCACUGUUACAGAUCUUCAGGUGAUCGCUCCUGCAGAAGUGACAGAGGGACAAUCAGUCGUUCUGAUCUGUAAAACCACCUGCAGUCUGACUGAUCCAACAUUCAUCUGGUACAAAAACAGACGUGAUUUAACCACAAAUACCCCCAAGAGCAAUGAACUCCACCUGCAGCCGGUCAGCAGUGAGGAUGCAGGCAGUUAUAGCUGUGCUGUAAGAGGAUAUGAACAUCUCCCCUCUCCUGAUCAAACCCUCAGAGUCAGAUAUCCUCCAAAGAACGUCUCAGUGUCCAUCAGCUCCUCUGGUGAAGUAGUGGAGGGCAGUUCAGUGACUCUGACCUGCAGCAGUGAUGCUAACCCACCUGUGGAGAACUACACCUGGUUUAAGGGGACGACAUCAGUAGGAAAAGGAAAUACCUACACCAUCUCCAAGAUCAGAUCUGAGGACAGUGGAGAGUACAAGUGCAAGUGCAGUAAUGAAGUCGGACAUCAGGACUCCAUCAGUGUAACUCUGAAUGUAGUUGAUUGCCCGAGUAAAGUGCUGAACGCAGUGAUUCCAGUCAUCGUCUGUCUAUCAGGUUUAUCACUUGUUCUCAUCGUUGUGCUUUUGAGGAGAAAAAAGAUGUACUGCUGGUCAGAAGAGCGCACUGUUAAACACGAUAGUGUCGCUGCUCAAUCUGAAGCCAGUGACGCACCUCAGUCUGGCUCACACUCAGCCAAUCAGGAUGAAGUUCACUACGCAAGCAUCGCACAACCGAGGCACGCUGGGAGAACUGCAAUGAGAGCUUCUGAGCAGGUUCUUUAUGCUAGUGUCCAGCAGCAACGUGAUAAAGUGGUGGAGAAUCGUCAGGAGGAUGAUGUUCAGUACACUUCUGUACACUUAUCCUCUUCACACAGCUUAUAUCAAGACACUCGGCGGGACUGCUCAUCACUGCUGUUGCUCUUGUUACUCAAAUUAAUCAGCGUCCUUUUUCAAGUGAUACCAGGGUCUCUGACUCAGAAGGUGUCUCAUACACCGAGCAAAUUGUGUGCUCUUCAUCACACGUCUGUUGUGUUACCCUGCAAAUGCACCUACCCCAGCGGUCAAAUGGUCACCAGUUCUGCAUGGCAUUAUAGGAGGUCAAAGGGCACAGCGAUCGAAAGACAGGUAGCACAUUCUCUAACUGACGGGUCAAACUGCUCUGUCACGCUGGACCGUGUGACUCACGAUGAUGCUGGCGUUUAUCAGUUCAGCUUCAGGACCAGCGACUCAACCACUGAUCUGACAAAUGAAGAUGGAGUUACGCUGGAGAUAACAGAUCUUCAGAUGGACAUGGAGCCAACGUUGGACAUGGUGUUGGAGGGAGACUGGGUGUUGUUGACCUGUGGCUCCUGCAUUCCUUCCCUCACUGUUCCCAUCUACACCUGGUACAAAGAUGGACGUCAGUUCAAGCAAAAGCGUGCAGACUAUCAGCUGGAGCUAACAAACAUUAAAGUGGAGGAUGAAGGCAGCUACCAGUGCUCCAUCAGUGGCCAUGAAGGCCUGCUCUCCUCAGCUGUGAACUUCACUGUUAAAUAUCCUCCAAAGAACGUCUCAGUGUCCAUCAGCUCCUCUAGUGAAAUAGUGGAGGGCAGUUCAGUGACUCUGACCUGCAGCAGUGAUGCUAACCCACCUGUGGAGAACUACACCUGGUUUAAGGGGACGACAUCAGUAGGAAAAGGAAAUACCUACACCAUCUCCAAGAUCAGAUCUGAGGACAGUGGACAGUACAAGUGCAAGUGCAGUAAUGAAGUGGGACAUCAGGACUCCAUCAGUGUAACUCUGAAUGUUCUGUAUCCUCCAAAGAAUGUCUUAGUGUCCAUCAGCUCCUCUGGUGAAAUAGUGGAGGGCAGUUCAGUGACUCUGACCUGCAGCAGUGAUGCUAACCCACCUGUGGAGAUCUACACCUGGUUUAAGGUGAAUGAAUCAUUACCUGUAGGAUCUGGACAGAAUUACGGAGCACUACCGAGUGGACAGUACUACUGCGAGGCUCAGAAUCAACACGGCUCUGAGAGAUCAGCUGCAGUGUCCGUCACUUUAAACAGUGGCUCUGUAAUUGUGUACGUGACUGUUGGAGUUGGACUUUUUGGGCUUGUAGCUCUUCUCUCUGUACUCUUCUGGCUCAGAAGCAAGAGACAGAAGAAACAGAAAGAAGAACAUGGCUGCCAGAACGUCGGGCCGAGCGCUAAAGACGACACGUACGCAGCUCUCGACCUCGCGGGCCGGACAUCUGAUGAUGUGUAUCACACACUUGCAAUCGCUAAGCCAAGCCCUGCUGCUGACACGCCCACAUCCUCUGACUAUGAGAAUAUAGCUGUGUGUUUUACCCUUUUAAACUCGAAUGCAACAACAGAUUAAAGAGUAAACUGAUGCUAAUACUGGACUUUAAGUGAAGGUCUCACUGGAAGAUGUGAGUGGAACGGGGUUACCCUGCAUUGUGUGAGAUGUUGCCUUGAAAAUACAGAAAAUUGCUCAAUAAAAAAAAAGAAAGAAAGAAAAAAAAAACAUUGCUCAAUAAAAAUGCUAUCUGAUAGUAAGCCGUCGGUCAUGUGUUGUGUGUAUAAUAGCACAUUGAAUGGCUAGAAUGGCAUUAAAUAGAUGUUUAGACCGGUCUCAGGAUGAUGUGAGCCAAAUUUGAUGAAGAUUGGACAAAAUUUGGAGUACUAGCAAAAAUGGAACUUAGAUGGAAGCAUUUUCGGCAUGUUACUGUAACUUUUGACCAGCAAUUGUCACCAUCAUGAAAUUUGCUACAUAGCUUCAGGGAAUGGUCCUGAAGUUGCCUACCAAAAUUUGUUUCAGUGUGCAAGGUUGUUGCUGAGAUACAGCCUCACAAGAGAGUGCAGACCAUAUGUGCAGAACAUAUGUAAUAUUAUCUUUGGUAUACAACUCUCAACAUAAUUAGGAUUGAUGCUGAUGACCUUCGACCUGAUAAGAUAAUUAUAAAUUGCUGAUGACCUUUGACCUAGACCUGUCAAAACCAAUUAGUGAUAUGGACCAUACAAACUAAACCUCUCUCUCUCACAUCGCGGCUUCAUUGUCAGAUUUGUUGACACAUUACAGGAAAACCGUCCUCAAGAUUCUUUUGAUAACUUUUCUCCCAGCUUGGUGUGAAGAUGAAGUAUGCCAUAGUUGGUAUUGAUUGGACAUAAUAUGUACCAGGUGUAAUGAAAAAAACCUGUUUUGACACAAUUUAAGAUUUUCAACAGGAAGUAAACUUGAAUUUCAGAUGUUGGUAGGUGUUCACUUCAGCAUUCUUCAGGGAAUUAUAAGAAAAAUGAACCGUGAAUUUAACACAAAUCCUUCAAAUGACAUACGGACAAAAAUUUGUUACAGUUUUUUGACCACAAGGUGGCGCAGUCAUGAAACUUCUUGGGUACAUUCAGUGCAUGGUCCUAAAUAUAGUUAUCAUCUACAUUUCAUGAUGAUAUGUAGAUGCAUUGCUGAGAUACACCCUCACAUCCUGUUUUUGCAUUUGCCAGCAUGUUACGAGAACAUCAAGAGAACGGUUUUGAAUUUCAAAAUUCCAGUUUAGACUGGUCUCGACAUGAUGUGAGCCAAAUUUGGUGAAAAUUGGACAAAUUUGGGAGGAGGAGUAGCACAAAGGGAAGAUAAACAUAAGGAUUUUAACAUGUUAUUGUAACUUUUGACCAGUAGGUGGUGCUGGCACAACAUUUGUUGUCUGUUUCUUUGCCUACCAAGGCUUCAUCCGAAUAGCACUACUACCUUACUAUACAGUAGGCCAAAGGAGUAGUAUGUCUGAAUUGUCUAAGUUGAGAAGAUAUUGGAAAGCCGUGAAGAGGCUGCCGGUGUUUUGGCUGUAGAGAAGUAGUAUGUAUGUACAGAAAAAUAUUGUGACAUGAUGUGUAAGCUUGGGCAGGAAUCUUUUCAGGAAUUUGAGGACAGGUUUAAUGAUUUGAACCCCUUCAUGGAGGUGGAUGUAAGUGAGAUUGUGGCGCAGAUGGCUGAACUGUUCAGUGUCAGUCAAUAAUCUAGUGCUGGAGAUGGAAAUUGAGAUUUUAAAUCUCCAUCAUGAUACCCUAUUAAAAUCUAAACUACAGUUACAUUUCGCUUGGUAGACUCAGAAAACUAGAAUAAUAAUAAAAAGACAUAGAAGAAUAAUAUCUGCCUUAUGUGGUUCACGUACCUUUUGUGAAGCAGAAUGAAAUCUGAGCAUUUAAACGACUCUAUAAGAACAAGGUUAAGUGGAUACACUCCACCAUACACCUCUCAUGUAGACUCGAUGUCGUGCCAGUCGUCUCACUAACUCUGCAAGAAUGAGUGAAUGCACACACAUGAACUGUAAAGUAAGACGGAGCCAUAUGAUUGGCCUAUAUUAAGAGACGUGAUGUAUGAUGUAUUGAUUAUCGUGCAUGUAGUUUUGGAUUUUCGUGUUAAUUUAAGAUGGGUUGAUGUGAGCUUGAUACAACCCAAAUUAAAUUUACAUAUGAUCAGGCCUACAUUUGACGUGUAUUUAAUGUGAAUUUAAAAAAAAAAGAAAGUUAAAAAAGAAAAAAAGUAAAUGCCCUCAUUUAAAGGCACACUGGAUCAAAAUGCACCAGUGUACACGUACGUUAUAAACACUAUACAUUUAUAUAUUUCACUGAUUCCUGGAAGUCAUAUUCAGGAUGAGCCUUCAUUUUUAAUAUGCUGAGUUACAAGGAAAAAUAAAUCAAAUAUACAAAAUAAUGCUAAAAUAUCAGAUAUACACCAAACAAAGUAAUAAACAAUAAU
Ictalurus punctatus (channel catfish) is the source of this 5505-nucleotide messenger RNA. RefSeq names its product B-cell receptor CD22. The transcript is spliced from 19 exons. Bases 277 to 3132 code for a protein of 951 amino acids. The record is from RefSeq and is a predicted model, not a curated record. Lineage: Eukaryota; Metazoa; Chordata; Actinopteri; Siluriformes; Ictaluridae.